This is a messenger RNA of Dichomitus squalens LYAD-421 SS1, 660 nucleotides long. RefSeq lists its product as uncharacterized. Lineage: Eukaryota; Fungi; Basidiomycota; Agaricomycetes; Polyporales; Polyporaceae. The transcript has 3 exons. Gene Ontology annotation, cellular component: nucleus. The coding region runs from base 1 to 660 and encodes 219 amino acids. The record is from RefSeq and is a predicted model, not a curated record.
AUGGCCCCUUCCAAAGCCGCGGCAAGCAAGAGUGGUGGUGGCAAGAAAGAGAAGGUGUUCCAUCCCCAGUCCCGUAAAGCUGGACAGCUUGUCCGCACCCAGCUGCGCAAGAGUAGGCUCGUCGAGCAAUCCAAGGAACGGAAUAAGAAGCUAGGCUCACAAGCUAGCGUAUACAGCUUCUUCUACCAUGCUCUUCCACCCGAGGGCGAGCUGUCGCUAGAGGAGCUGCACUUCAUCGUCAGGGAAAUCUGGCUCGCGCGUCUUGAUCAGGAGUUAGAGGCGGAGAAAGCGUCGCGAAGGAAGGGUAGACCAAAGAGUGCGAAGGAACAGAAGUUGGAAGACCAGAAGUUGAGGGAGACUGAACUUUACCGAACCGGCAUGGAGGUCGUUGAUCUGACACAUCCCACGAAUGUCGAGCUGUUCCGAAAAUGGGACCAGAAAGAAGCCGCUUACGUUCAACAACUACGCUUCGUUCGCAUAUCAAGUGCGUCCCCGGAGACCGUCGUAGUUUCGCGGCCAGGUCACCACCCGCUGUUGAAGCAGGAGGCAGAGCAAGAAAAGACUAAGGCAGAGGCUCAGAUGGAUACCGACGAGGCACCUUUGUUGCUGGAGCCUCCAUCAAGAUUUGCUUCGACUAUGCAGACAAUGGAUGGUAUGUGA